Messenger RNA from Clarias gariepinus (North African catfish), 1472 nucleotides. RefSeq lists its product as uncharacterized. Gene Ontology annotation, biological process: mitochondrial ATP transmembrane transport; mitochondrial ADP transmembrane transport. The record is from RefSeq and is a predicted model, not a curated record. NCBI's taxonomy places the organism in Eukaryota, Metazoa, Chordata, Actinopteri, Siluriformes, Clariidae. Gene Ontology annotation, cellular component: mitochondrial inner membrane. The transcript is spliced from 4 exons. Bases 126 to 1022 code for a protein of 298 amino acids. Gene Ontology annotation, molecular function: ATP:ADP antiporter activity.
AUCGGCCAUUUCGACCGAGCAGGCGAGCGAGGCACAAGUCUGAGGCGGAGUAGGCCAGGGGAAGUUUAAUUAAAAACCUUACUGAUUAAACAAUUAAUUAUAUAUAAAAAAAAAAAACAUCCAAGAUGAGUGAGACCGCCAUUUCGUUCGCUAAGGAUUUCCUGGCAGGAGGAAUCGCAGCUGCUAUCUCCAAGACAGCCGUCGCUCCCAUCGAGAGAGUCAAGCUUCUCCUUCAGGUCCAACAUGCCAGCAAGCAGAUCACAGUUGACAAGCAGUACAAGGGCAUUAUCGACUGUGUGGUGCGCAUCCCCAAGGAGCAGGGCUUUGUGUCGUUCUGGAGAGGCAACCUGGCCAACGUGAUCCGGUACUUCCCCACUCAGGCACUCAACUUCGCCUUCAAGGACAAGUACAAGAAGGUCUUCCUUGAUGGCGUAGACAAGCACAAGCAGUUCUGGCGCUAUUUCGCGGGCAACCUGGCGUCCGGAGGUGCCGCCGGAGCCACCUCGCUGUGCUUCGUCUACCCCCUCGACUUCGCCCGAACCCGUCUGGCUGCCGACGUCGGCAAAGCCGGUGCUGAGAGAGAGUUCAGCGGGCUGGGCAACUGCCUGGUCAAAGUGUUCAAGUCUGACGGACUGAAGGGGCUGUACCAGGGCUUUAACGUGUCCGUGCAGGGAAUCAUCAUCUACAGAGCGGCCUACUUCGGCAUCUACGACACCGCCAAGGGUAUGCUGCCCGACCCCAAGAACACCCACAUUGUGGUGAGCUGGAUGAUCGCUCAGACUGUAACUGCCGUCGCUGGUCUCGCAUCCUACCCCUUUGACACGGUCAGACGUCGCAUGAUGAUGCAGUCCGGACGCAAAGGAGCCGACAUCAUGUACACCGGCACCAUCGACUGCUGGAGGAAGAUCGCCCGCGACGAAGGCUCAAAGGCGUUUUUCAAGGGCGCCUGGUCCAACGUGCUCCGUGGCAUGGGAGGCGCUUUCGUCCUCGUCCUGUACGACGAGCUCAAGAAGGUCAUCUAAAUGCCCCCUUCACGUCCAUCACAGUUUUUUUUUUUUUUUUUUUAAAUAAUGUAAAGUUCACCACCAACAAAAUAAACAAGAAGGAAAAAAAAAUCAAGAAAAAAAAAACGAAGCUGAAACGGUUAAACCAUGUCACUUAGAGAACCUGCUGUUCUGGCCGGACUCUUCUGCCUCAUCUGCGAGGCCCGAUUAGUACCGCUGCUGCUGCUUGUUCAGACGAUCCAGAGGUGGUGUUUAUUUAAACAGUGUGUGUGCGCGCAUGUGUAUGAUGUGGGAGCCGUUCUCUUAGUCUGUUAGUUAACAUUUUAUUCUCCCGGUCCAAACCACUUGUCCUCGGUCUUCAUUCCAACACGUGAUAAGCAAGUCCUGAAUGUGUUCGCCCUGUUGUCCACUCCGCCAGUUUUUAAAUCAUGACUUGAAUAAAUUCAACCUACUGAAAAAACAAAAAAA